Stylophora pistillata is the source of this 2521-nucleotide messenger RNA. Its product is annotated as octopamine receptor beta-2R-like. Gene Ontology annotation, biological process: G protein-coupled receptor signaling pathway. Gene Ontology annotation, molecular function: G protein-coupled receptor activity. The record is from RefSeq and is a predicted model, not a curated record. Gene Ontology annotation, cellular component: membrane. NCBI's taxonomy places the organism in Eukaryota, Metazoa, Cnidaria, Anthozoa, Scleractinia, Pocilloporidae.
UUCGACACGUUUCCAAUCGUUCUGGCUAUUUUCAUCAUCGCCGUCAACUUAACCGUCAUAAUUUUAUUCAUUCGCCAUCGCACACUCAGAACUGUCACUAACUCAUUUCUUGUGAGCCUAGCUUCCAGUGACCUACUCGCAGGAUUGUGUGGAAUUCCUUUUUUACUUUAUUGUUCAGCCACUCAUAAAUUCACGAUCUGUGCUAAUACAACUCUAAUAUGGCGAUUCCUUUCUGUCUCUACGGUGCUGCAUAUUCUGCUGGUAUCUGUGGAUCGCUACAUCGCCAUAGUGCACGCCAUGCGCUAUCAUAACAUUGUAACACGCCGCGCGUUCUUCGCGCUCACAACCCUGGCAUGGACUAUCGCCGCGUUCGUUUCUCUGAUACAACUAACUUGGCAGAUACAUUUGAGCGAGGAAGCACAAAAAACCUCAGAAAAAAGUCAGAAAACGUAUGACCUCGCCACUUUUGUGCUAUUUUUUAUGAUACCACUAUUGGUGAUGGCCUACAUGUACAUUCGCAUUUUCAGUACGGUAAGGUACCACGAGAAACGGAUAUGGCGUUUUCACAGCCCUACUAAUCCACAUUUUUCCGCCAAAAGAAAAGCAGAAUCACACAGCAAUGCACAGCGCAAAACUGCCACCAUCUUCCUAGCGAUGCUUGUUAUAUUUACCGCCUGUUGGCUGCCAUAUUUUAUUUUGAGUUUUCAAGAGAUGAACGCGUUUGACCCACCUGAAUGGGUGCUCUAUGUCUUUUACUACUACACUCGAUAUUUCACUUCGUUUGCAAACCCCCUUCUGUACAUUUUUGGAAAAAGAGACUUCAAAGAACUAUUACCUUGUUCGGUUUGCAAGAAUGACCGUGAAGAGAGAUUCAAAAGCCGAGCGAGUACAACACUCACAACUUUCUACAGCAACGAACAGAGAACAGCUCAUUGUUGAACUAAAUGAGCCUGAGGGGAACACAAGCAAUGACGCUUACUGUUAGUUACAUAACGGUCAAGCUGUCGAUAAAAACAGCUCAGCACGCCUAAUACUUGUAACACAACAUAGGAGAGGAUUCAAAAGAAAGGGGCUAGUUGUAGUUAUAACUGAGGAUUACACUUUAAAUUGAAAAUUCCCUCUAUAAAAGAUCGGGUUAUCUAAAGACAAUAAGAAGCUAAGCAUUAAAAAGUAUUUGAGCAGGCGAAAUUUGUCAUGCAAAUCAAUCUUAACUCGAAGAGUUCGCUUGACACGUAUCCAUUUUUUUUUUUUUUUUAGUCUGUCUGUUUCAGCAUGGCUCUGAAUGAUUUUCACGGGAAGCACUAUUUAUAGGAACACAGUUUACCGCUUGUUGAAAAUGACAUUUUCCUCGAACUUACUAAGGAGUUAAAUUAAGUCCCAUUAGUGAGAAAAAGGAAAGUCAAUAAGGGAAUAAUCCCAUGUUUGCUGUAGAAAUAACUUAGAAUCAGCUGAACCUGAUUUGCACCUCCGUAAAAAUGGAGCAAAUUCCUUUAUCUAAAUCAUGCGCGCUUUCACUCCAUUAACAAAGACACCCGAGAAAUACUGCAUAUCAUUGAAACAAAUUUAAAUUAGUACUUUAGAAAAGGUUGCUCCUGAAAGAAAAUUAAAUUUGGGAGAAUAGGAAGACUUUUAGCACAUCAUAAAUAAAAAAAAAAUUCAAUCGCUCGCAAAUUUUACUUAGGAAGUGCAAACGAGCAUUUCUUGUCAGCAAAAAGAUGUACAAGAAUCGAAACAUUAAUUUUCAUGGAGGGGCGAGUUUUAGACGUAAACACAUCGACAUGUACAUGAUAAUAUAUUCUUUAAAUUUGCUGAAAAGAAUAACAAAGACAAGACAUAUUCUGAAUCCGGGGUUGUCUGAUAAGCAGGCUUUUUUUUUUCUCUCUCCCAAUAAAGUCUUAAAAAGCAAGACAAAUUUGUAUUAGAAUUAGCGCUAAAAUGAAUUAGUAUAGAACGAAGACAAAGGUCGCAAUCGCACAAAGCGAGUAGUUUUCCGUUCACCCACAGCGAGCAGCGCAAGAUAAAAACUUCUAUUUAUGCUAUCAUGAAGUUACAGCAUUCAGUUACCACCUUGAAAAGCAUAGUAAUAAAAGCCUCGAGCAACUUUUCAAGAUAACAUGAGUGAUUACACUUAUAAAGCCAUUUAUAUAUCGAAUUAAAAUUCUAGACAUGUCUCGCACGUAGCUAAAUGCACGUAAUUGCCGAAAAAGAGCUGCAUCUGUUUUCCGUUUGGCGGCAAUUGUUUUUACAUCAGAACAAAGAUGAUUGCAAUCGCCGAGAACGAAAUAAUGAGCCAUACGCUCUCUUCGUGUGUUGAAAGGUUAAGAUGAUUGUCUAUAAUGAUAACAAUCUGCUGCACUUUAAUCCUUAGGUUUUAGCUUUAGAAUAAAAACCUCGCGCUUGUCUCUUGCUCAAGAAUCAAGGCAUAAUCUAGUCAAUUAGGUGAAAACGUUUUCACAUUUAUUCUUAGUCUUUUGUGAUAUUUCCAGAUGAACAAAACAAAAAAGCUAAAGAAAGAAGGAUG